Messenger RNA from Schistosoma spindalis, 1430 nucleotides. The record is from the annotation of a GenBank genome assembly. NCBI's taxonomy places the organism in Eukaryota, Metazoa, Platyhelminthes, Trematoda, Strigeidida, Schistosomatidae.
AUUAGAUGUCGCAAGCUCUUCAACUGUGUCACCGUAUGACCUUCGACUCAAUUGGACUUAAAUCCUUCCUUAAGUCCUUGCGGAACGCCAUUGAAACAUGUUCAGAAUACGAUAUAAUACCUCAUAUAGACGAAGGAGAUCAUAAAUCUUUGUCCGUUUGUGAUGAUGCAUUUGGGAUAUGUAAGUGCACAACAACUAUCGUAUUUGGUGAAUACGAAUCAAAUACAUCAGAACCUGUUUCUGACGAUUUGCUGAAUUAUCUUCUACUAGUAUCUCCUAACACAACAACAUUCUGGAACUUUAAGCGUAAAGCUCUAUUAAACAACGAACUAUCAGUCGAACCAGAACUAAGGUUCACUCAAUUGAUUCUAAACAAAUAUCCUCGCUCAUACGAGACUAUAUUUCACCGUCAAUGGAUUAUUCACCGUUACAAUUAUCUAAAUGAUCACAAAUUUCUAUUAUCUGAAUUGGAGUUAUGUGAUAAAUUUGCGGACAAAUAUCGUUGUAAUUAUGGUUUAUGGCAAUACCGUCGGUUUUUACUAUUACAUCAACAAAAUCCCGAGAUAUAUAAGAUAGAAUUGGAUAAUUUAAAUGUUUGGUUAGCAAAACACCCAACUGAUAUAAGUGGUUGGAGUUAUUUAGAAAGUGUCCUUGAUGGAUUAGUGAGUCAAUCUAUGGUUGUCGCAUUAUCUCCAAUGUUAGAUGAUCAAAAAUUACUAUUAGAAAACUCGACAAGGAUUAUUCAGAGUUAUUUUGAAAAAGUACAUGACAUUCUAGAACUUUAUCCUGAACGAGAAUGUGUAUGGAUGUUUAGAAGACGGUUGAUUACAUUCUGGAUCCAACUAAAUCAACACCAAUCCCCAUACAAUUCCAAUGAAAGUAUCCUGAAAUUACUCAAUCAAGUGGAACCUUUACUUCCUAAAACAUUAGAUAUUAUUACACAAUUAAAAUCAUCUAAAAUAUGUUUUACAAGAUUUUCUUUCAAUGAAUUCUUAAAUUGGUCAUAUAAAAAUAAUCUAUGCAAAGAACCAUCAUCAUCAACAUUGAAGUGGACUGAUUUACUUUAUUGGCGAUAUUUAUUUUGGUUAUCAGAAUAUUUAAUGAGUUCACUUAAAAAAUUAGAAUUAAUCGGUUAAAACAUUUUGCUACUUAUAAUUAGUAAGUAGUAUGAUUUUCAGUUGUAAAGUUUUGAAUGACUCUAGCGACAUUGCUUAAUUUAAUUCAUCUUGUAUUGAGAGUUAUCGUUAGUAUUGUUAACUUAUUUUGUAAUACUUAUGUAUUUUCUAUAAUUUCUUUUCACUGAUUUAAUUUUUUUCGAACAUAUACUACAGGUUUCAGUGUUUAUUCACCGUUUUAUUGUAACGAAUGCUUGGAAAGGUUCUUUUUUUCCAAUAUAUCUUACCGACAAAUUGAAAAAAGGUGUACUUUUU